Messenger RNA from Stylophora pistillata, 3783 nucleotides. Its product is annotated as prolyl endopeptidase FAP. Gene Ontology annotation, biological process: proteolysis. The record is from RefSeq and is a predicted model, not a curated record. Gene Ontology annotation, cellular component: plasma membrane. Lineage: Eukaryota; Metazoa; Cnidaria; Anthozoa; Scleractinia; Pocilloporidae. Gene Ontology annotation, molecular function: serine-type peptidase activity; dipeptidyl-peptidase activity.
CUCGCAGGCUCAUCACGAGUUGAUCGACUUUAGAGAGUCUCCUAAGGGAAGUUGUUUUGGAAGAUCUCAAACAUAAAUCAGUUAGUGGGCGGCGGAGUAAAGAACUACUUUACUUUCAACGAUGAACCAACACUGGAACUGAGGGGAGUAAAAUCUCCGAAAAUAUCGAGAAAUGACAACGCGUUACUCAACUGUCUCUGGUGGCUCGGAUGAGCAAGUACAUCUGAUGAACGAUGAAGAGUAUAAGAGUCCGGAUCCGCAGUCUUCUCGUCUAAAUCGGAAGAGUUUGGUGAUUUUUUUUGGAAUCACUGUGGUAGCAGUAGCGUUAGUCAUCGGAACAGUCAUGGUGUCUUUAUAUUCUGGGAAAGGUGAAUCCUUCCCUGGUAAAAUGGUUCGAAGUGCAGAUAAGUUUCAGUUUCAGGAUAUUUUCAGUGGUCGUUUUUCUCCUGCGAUGUAUUCAUGUAACUGGAUAGAUGAUAAUAAAUACAUUACCUCUACACAAGAUGGAUUGGUAUUAGUAGAUUUAACUGAGGAUAAAAAAGUUAUUAUGCUAGAUGCUGAUACCAAGGAAAAGUUGGGGAUCUACAAACAUUGGUUUUCACCUGACAGAAGAUACAUUCUUUAUAUUAAAGAUCAAGUACAUCAAUAUAGAUAUUCCUUUUUUGCAGAGUAUUAUAUAUAUGAUCUUGUGACAGGAGUAGUUAUCCAAAUUGAUCCUGGAAAGGGAGAAGAUGCAAAGAAAAUACAAUAUGCCACAUGGGAUGAGAGUGGAAGUAGUUUGGCAUUUGUGUACAAAAAUGACAUUUUCUACAAGGAGUCACCCAAAUCAGCUGUCAAGCGGCUGACUGAUAGUGGUGUGGUAAACAAGAUCUUUAAUGGAAUCCCAGAUUGGGUGUAUCAAGAGGAGGUGCUUAACUCUGACCAUGCCCUUUACUUCUCCCCUAAGGCUACGUUCAUAGCAUUUAUUCAGUUUGAUGAUACUAAAGUGAAUUGGUACCAGUUUCCUUGGUAUGGCGAUAAGGGAAAUUCAUAUACCUCAAUACGAAAAAUUGCAUAUCCCAAACCAGGAUUUUCAAACCCAACAGUGACUGUGAAUGUGAUUCACCCGGAGACUGGGAACACGGUGUCAUUGUUGGAACCUGUUGAUUUCCGGAAAAUUGAUCAUUAUGUCAUUAACAUUGCAUGGGCUUCAGAAACAGCUGUAAUUGUGACCUGGCUUAACAGAGACCAGAAUAAAGCUGUGCUUCACAUGUGUAACCUGGAGCAGACAUCUACUUCUCCUUAUCUACGUUCCAUCUGUGAAGAGAACUCUGUCAUUACAGUGCAGAAUGGUUGGGUGGAUGAUAAGUACCAAACUCCUUAUUUCUCCAAAGAUGGAUCUUACUUUAUUACAAAAUGGCCAUUCUCACAAGGUGGUGCAGGAAAAUUUAUUCAUCUUGCAAAGAUAGGGACAAAGGGGAAAACAAAUCCUGUAGCAGUAACAAGUGGAGCUUGGGAAGUAGUGACCAUUCUUGCUCAUGAUGACAAAAAUGAGAUAAUAUACUUCAGUGCAACCAAGGAAUCACCAACUCAGCGUCAUAUCUACAGUGUGAAAAUAACAUCAGGAGAGCUUUCCUGCUUGACUUGUAAUCUAGCCACAGUGAUAAAGGGAAACAAGUGCUCCUAUUACAGUGCAAGUUUUAGCCUUGGUGGUAGCUGGUAUAUCUUGUACUGCCGAGGACCAGGAAUACCAGAAGUAACUCUCCGAAGCACAAACAUUGAUAAAGUUGAGACCCUGGAAGAUAACCACGCCCUUCGUGAAAGAUUGGAUGGAGUUUCUUUACCCGUAGUGGAAAGUUACAACAUCACAAGUGGUAGCUAUGAUCUUUACGUAAAAGAAUAUCGCCCACCAAACUUUGAUCCAAGAAAGAAAUAUGCUGUUCUAUUUUCAGUGUAUGGUGGUCCAGCAUCUCAGAAGGUUGUUGACAGUUAUGGAUAUGGAUUUGAAACUGGCUAUUUAGUUAGCAACUUUGACUUGAUUGUGGUGAAUGUUGAUGCCAGAGGAACAUGCUGCAGAGGAGAAAAGUUUAAGCAUGAAGUUUAUCGACAUCUGGGAGAAUAUGAAGCAGAAGAUACAAUUAAUGUUGCCAAGGAAGUUGCAAAGUAUGAUUAUGUUGACGAAACAAAGAUGGCCAUAUGGGGCUGGUCAUAUGGAGGGUUCUUGACAUCCUAUGUUCUUGGUGUUAACUCUGGUGUGUUUAAACUUGGAAUGGCUGUUGCUCCUGUCACAGACUGGAGAUAUUAUGAUUCCAUUUACACUGAACGUUACAUGCUCACUCCUGAAAAAAACCUUAAGGGAUAUGAGGCAUCAUCAGUUCUUAACAAGGCAAAAAACUUCCAAAAUGAUAGUUUUCUUCUUGUACAUGGAACAGGAGAUGAUAAUGUACAUUUUCAGAACACUGCUCAGUUAGUGGCAGCUUUGACAAAAGCUGGGGUCAAAUAUCAAGUCCAAUUUUAUCCAGACAAAAACCAUGGCUUAAGUGGUGAUGGAACAUCAUCACAUCUGUACCAUUUGCUCACAAGGUUUCUUGUGGAAAAAUUGUCUCUAAACAGUUGAUGCAAAGAAGACUGAAUGGUGUUGAGCCUUGUCAAGCAAUAUUUCAGAUAUGUUAAGCUAAUAUUAUUAUUUUUUCCUUAAAAGGUCAUAUAUUAGUUGUUAGAUUUUAUUAUUUUUGUGGGGUAAUCUAAGUAAGGCACUCUUCUGGAAAGACUGCACUGUUGGUUCCUAACUUGGAAAUUUCUUUUAAUAUUUUUUUAAGUGGAUGAAUUAAAUAUUUCUUCAUAGCAAUCAGAUAGUGAUCAUCCAAGAAACCUUUACAAAUGCACAGCUGGCACAAUUUUGGAGAAAGAACAGAAUGAAUGGUAUUUUUUUUUUAAAUUUGCCUUAGUUCAAGAUUUUUAUUGAGUGUGACAUUAAUAUUGUGCAAAGACUGGCACUAACAUUUGGUAUCAACAUAUGUGAAUGCACUACUCAAGGCAAAAGUUGCAAAAUUAUUAAAUCAAUGUAAGGGUAUUUUUUUUUUAAUAAUUAUAAAUUUGACAAUGUAUGAUGUGACAAAACUGUGCAUUGUUUGAGCCUUAAAAUGUCUAAAUAAAUAAAAUCACGGAAAGUCAACGACAUAUUACUCUUAACUUAUAUUGCACCUUAGACUACUUAAACCUCCAUCAGAUUGUGAGUAGUACUUUUCUUAUCUUAUGUAAUGUACACAAAGUAUUGAAAUGCUUGGAGCAGAAUUCUAGUUACAACAAUUGCAAGCAACAUGUUUAACGAAUUUCCAAUUAUCCAGAUGGCCAAUUAUCCUUCCUCAGUAUCGUAAUAAACAUUCAUACCUAUGCCAGUUAUCUGAACCAUAUAACUUUACUAAUUAAAGGGGCUAAACUUAGGUAGCUGCAAUUUUGCCAUUUAGCUAGAACUGUAUUUUUUCCCAUAAUUUUUUUAAGGCUUACUGUGUUGAUAAAAAAGAAGACUGUCACAAGGGUUUAAUAUUCAGAUAGAAGGAACCAAAAUGUUUGAAGAUACAGUAACACAGCUUCUUUACAUUUACUUUAAUAGAAAUUGUAAAGUUUGUGAAGGUUUUUCUUUCAACAAAAAAAUAUUGUUUUAACACAUGUGUAGGGACCACCCAUGCCAAAUGUGGGCUAUAAAUAAAAAGCUAAAUCACAAAUAAUGGUUACUAUAUCAUGAGUGUAAACCAGUAAUUAUUGUGCUGGCAUUGAAUUAAAUAAAUGAAAAACAGUUGGGAA